AUGUUCGAACUGCCGGAUGCGAAGUGGGUGCGCCGCGACGAGCUCCAAUCGCCCACAUCAUCACCACGCUCUUCGCCGGAUCGAGACCUCGAGGAACUUUUGCGGUCCAAGAUCCACAGCCAAUUUACGUAUACAACGACCGAACAAGUCGUCGAAGAUGCUGCGCACAGUGAUGACGAUGAGGCGGAACUGCGACUCUUUGCUGCACCUUCGAAUGCGCCCGCGCAAACACACAAGAUCCGUUUAUCGUCCCCCACUGCCGACAGUGGAGAGCCGGGCCUCAUCUUGAAGAAGCCCCGAAGCUACUAUUUUGCCGAUGAGCCCACAAGUGACGAGGAGGCUGCCUUCCGGGCGGCAGCCAUCGACGGAAAGGGCGUCUUGGAGCUGUCACAGCUGCCUUGGCCGGGCUGCGCCUUGCCGUGGAAAGUGCGCAAAAUCUCGCCAGCAGGGAUGAGAAAAGAAGUCCUGGUCGGCCAUCCUGCAAUGCUCGCCACGGCGGAGGAAAAGAUACACAAACGGACAAGAAAGAGCAAGAAGACGCGAAUUGCAAUCAGAAAGAAGCUGCAGGCGACCAAGGAGAAGCAGAGUGAGCAGGCACGGCUUGCGCAGGAGAAGAUGGAGGCGGAGCGCGAAAAGAAGACGCGCAGAAACAGAGAAAAGAAGUUGAAGAAGAAGGCCAAAGAGUAG
Bipolaris victoriae FI3 is the source of this 687-nucleotide messenger RNA. RefSeq lists its product as hypothetical. Bases 1 to 687 code for a protein of 228 amino acids. NCBI's taxonomy places the organism in Eukaryota, Fungi, Ascomycota, Dothideomycetes, Pleosporales, Pleosporaceae. The record is from RefSeq and is a predicted model, not a curated record. The transcript is spliced from 2 exons.